Dipodomys spectabilis (banner-tailed kangaroo rat) is the source of this 3529-nucleotide messenger RNA. It is a transcript of the gene Wdr3, whose product is annotated as WD repeat domain 3. Gene Ontology annotation, cellular component: small-subunit processome; Pwp2p-containing subcomplex of 90S preribosome. The coding region runs from base 120 to 2978 and encodes 952 amino acids. The transcript has 27 exons. Gene Ontology annotation, molecular function: snoRNA binding; protein binding. Lineage: Eukaryota; Metazoa; Chordata; Mammalia; Rodentia; Heteromyidae. The record is from RefSeq and is a predicted model, not a curated record. Gene Ontology annotation, biological process: maturation of SSU-rRNA.
AACUUCGGGCGGAAGAGGCUCCCCGGGCGGACCGGAAAAGGCGGGGCCGGAGAGGGGUGCUUUCGGCUGCGCCUCGUGGAGGCGGAGAUUGCCUCAUCUGUGUUAUCAGACGUCAUACCAUGGGGCUCACCAAACAGUACCUGCGUUAUGUGCCAAGUGCAGUCUUUGGCCUUAUUGGCAGUCAAAAGGGUAACAUUGUUUUUGUGACACUUCGUGGAGAGAAGGGUCGCUAUGUGGCAGUGCCAGCCUGUGAACAUGUUUUCAUCUGGGACUUAAGGAAAGGCGAGAAGAUCCUCAUCCUUCAGGGACUUAAACAGGAAGUCACUUGCUUGUGCCCUUCCCCAGAUGGGCUGCAUUUAGCUGUGGGCUACGAGGAUGGCUCCAUCCGAAUCUUUAGUCUCCUCAGCGGGGAAGGGAACGUGACCUUCAAUGGACACAGAGCCGCUGUCACUACUCUGAAGUAUGAUCAGCUAGGAGGGAGACUGGCUUCUGGGUCCAAGGAUACAGAUGUUAUUGUGUGGGAUGUGAUCAAUGAGAGUGGCCUGUACCGCCUAAAGGGACACAAGGAUGCUGUCACGCAAGCUCUGUUCCUACGAGAAAAGAAUCUGCUAGUUACCAGUGGGAAAGAUACCAUGGUGAAAUGGUGGGACCUUGAUAACCAGCACUGCUUCAAAACAAUGGUUGGCCACCGAACUGAGGUGUGGGGAUUGGUUCUGGUAUCGGAAGAAAAGCGGCUAAUCACUGGCGCUGCAGACAGUGAGCUGAGAGCUUGGGACUUAGCCUAUCUGCAGGAGCAGAUUGAGGACCCAGAAGAGCCCAAUCCCAAGAAAAUCAGAGAAUCUUCUCCGAGAAAGCAAGAGAGACUUGAAGCCAAGGAUGGAGACUCCGGGAUGGAUGGAGAGCCUGAGACAGAUGAAACUCCCGAGGAUCGUAUUCUUUCAUGCAAGAAAGCUGGCUCCAUUAUGCGGCAAGGAAGGGACAGAGUUGUCAGCCUUGCAGUCGACAAGACCGGUAGGAUUCUUGCUUGCCAUGGAACCGACUCAGUGCUAGAAGUGUUCUGUGUACUUUCCAAAGAAGAAGUUCAGAAGAAAAUGGACAAGAAGCUGAAGAAAGCUAAGAAGAAAGCAAAAUUAAAUUCUUCCCAAGGGGAGGAAGAGGAAGAGGACCUUGAAGUUAAUGUUGAAAUGACUCUUCAAGAUGAAAUCCAGCGCAUGACUAAUAUCAAAGCUUCUUCCAAAAUCAAGUCCUUCGACUUCAUUCACUCUCCUCAAGGAGAGUUAAAGGUGGUCUUCCUGCUCCAGAACAACUUGGUUGAGCUGUACACCCUGAACACAUCCCUGGCGGCCCCUCAGCCUUCCAGGACCAACAGGGUGUUCGUCGGGGGCCACCGCAGCGACGUGCGCACUCUGUCGUUCAGCUCCGAUAACAUCGCUGUGCUGUCCGCGGCAGCCGAGUCUGUUAAGAUCUGGAACAGGUCUACACUGCAGUGCAUUCGCACAAUGACCUGCGAAUAUGCUCUUUGCUCGUUCUUUGUUCCCGGUGAUAGGCAGGUGGUCAUAGGGACCAAGACAGGGAAGCUGCAGCUUUAUGACUUGGCCUCAGGAGAUCUGCUGGAGACCAUAGAUGCCCACCACGGGGCUUUGUGGGCCGUGUCCCUCUCUCCAGAUCAGCGUGGCUUUGUGACAGGUGGUGCAGAUAAGUCUGUCAAGUUUUGGGACUUUGAGUUGGUGAAAGAUGAAAACAGUAGCCAAAAAAGACUUUCAGUGAAACAGACUCGAACCUUACAGCUAGAUGAAGAUGUUCUGUGUGUCAGUUAUUCUCCUAAUCAGAAGCUGUUGGCUGUGUCUUUGUUGGACUGUACUGUGAAGAUAUUCUAUGUUGACACAUUAAAGUUUUUCCUCUCACUGUAUGGACACAAACUGCCAGUCAUCUGUAUGGACAUCUCUUAUGAUGGGGCAUUAAUAGCUACUGGCUCUGCUGAUAGGAAUGUGAAAAUCUGGGGUUUGGACUUUGGGGACUGUCACAAGUCCCUUUUUGCCCAUGAUGACAGUGUCAUGUACCUGCGGUUUGUACCAAAGUCUCACCUCUUUUUCACUGCUGGGAAAGACCAUAAGAUUAAGCAGUGGGAUGCAGACAAAUUUGAACACAUACAAACGCUAGAGGGGCACCACCAGGAAGUCUGGUGCCUGGCCGUGAGUCCCAGUGGAGACUAUAUUGUCUCAUCGUCUCAUGACAAGUCUCUGAGACUUUGGGAGAGAACAAGGGAACCUCUGAUUCUAGAGGAGGAAAGAGAAAUGCAAAGGGAAGCAGAAUAUGAGGAGGGUGUGGCCAAAGAAGACCAACCAGCAGUUCCAGGUGAGACUGAAGGUGGCAGUUACUUUACCGGAAAGAAAACUAUUGAGACAGUGAAAGCGGCUGAGAGGAUCAUGGAAGCCAUCGAGCUGUACCGAGAAGAAACUGCAAAAAUGAAAGAACACAGAGCCAUUUGUAAAGCUGCAGGGAAAGAGGUUCCUCUUCCUGUCAACCCCAUCCUGAGGGCAUAUGGCAACAUCUCACCUUCAGCUUAUGUACUGGAGAUUUUUAAAGGAAUCAAGUCAAGCGAACUGGAAGAGUCUCUGCUUGUGCUGCCUUUCUCUUACGUCCCUGACAUCCUGAAGCUCCUCAAUGAAUUCAUCCAGCUCGGCUCAGACAUUGAACUUCUCUGUCGCUGUCUCUUCUUUCUCCUCAGGAUUCACUUUGGACAGAUUACUAGCAACCAAAUGCUUGUGCCUGUGAUAGAGAAACUGAAGGAAACAACUAUUUCAAAAGUGAGACAAGUUCAGGAUAUAAUUGGCUUCAAUAUGGCUGGUCUUGAUUAUCUCAGGAGGGAGUGUGAGGCAAAGAGUGAAGUUAUGUUCUUUGCCGAAGCUACAAGCCAGUUGGAAGAGAAGAAGAGGAAGAGGAAAAACAGGAGAAAGAUGAUUUUAACAUUGACUUAGAACUGAAAGUGUACCAUUUUCUACUUUCCAUGUAAAGGAACUCUAAGCCGACCUGCAAGGACACUGGGCUGGCCGUCAUCUUAACAGCAGCAAAUAACAGAACAGAAGUCCGUGUUACAGAAGGGCUCUCCAUGUAGCUCCUGGGCGGCUGUGGUCCGGCUCCGUUUCUUGGGCUUAGGAGCAUGAUUAGAUUAAAAACAAAAAAAAACCCUUCCUGUGCUCUUGAGGGUGAUCCCAGCAGAAGUUUUUCUUUUUACAUGCUAGCAGGGAGCAAAGAAUCUUUUUUAAAUUAGGUAGUUAGAUUACUAGAGUUCAGAAUAACAUUUCAAAGGUUUAUUUAUUUUUGUGGCACAUGAGGUAUUGUAUACUUUGUUAUUUUCCAUUGCUUUACUUCAGAGGCAAUCAGGUACUUGACUUUACUGUACAUGUAGUGUCAUGGAUUUUUGAGGCUAAAAGAAGAGGAAAAUCUAUCUAGAGCAACUUAUACAAACCUCUUGUGUUUCCUCAUUGCUGUUUAUACUUUCCCAAAUAAAAUAGUUGUUUACAGAGAA